UAUGUACGUACCGCCGAUCCGAUGAUGGUGAUGUGAUGUGAUGAUCGGAGGUUUAAUUAGGCGCGGCUGUAACAUGAACAUUCAUAAUUCCGCUGGCAUUCAAUCAAUGCAGACGUGAACGAUUCCGAUUCCUAUUCCAAUUCCAAUUCCAGUGAUCAAGUGCCAGCGAUCUCGUGCAAAGUGCUCAGUGUCUCAAUUCUUCUCAACUGAAUUCCCACAAAAGUGGGUCCUCAAAGCCAGCCCAUAAAUAUCUUUAAAAGCUAAUUAAGUCAACAAGAAACCCACCAUGGAAAGUGAUUCGGGAAACUGCUGUGCCAAUCUCAGAAAUGGCAACGAGUGCUGCAGGAAGACUACAGUUUCAAAGGAAAUAGUGCCCAAAGUAUUUCCGGACAAGAUCUACAAAUCAGAGCAACCCAAAGGAGUGGAUGCCACGGGAAUGACCUGCGAGUGUGGAGUGUUUGGAGCCAUUGCUUGCGGGGACUAUCCGACACAGUUGGACAUUGCUCAAAUGAUCUGCUUGGGAUUGGUGGCCCUGCAGCAUCGAGGCCAGGAGUCCGCAGGAAUAGUCACCAGUCUGGGAAAGUGCUCCAAGAACUUCAGCGUCCAUAAGGGCAUGGGAAUGAUCAACAAUCUGUUCAACGACGAGGCCAUUAGGAAGCUGAAGGGCAACCUCGGCAUUGGACACACCCGGUACUCCACAGCAGCAGCCUCUGAGGUGGUAAACUGCCAGCCCUUUGUGGUGCACACGGCCCAUGGAGCCCUCGCCAUUGCCCAUAACGGGGAGCUGGUAAACUGCGAGUCCCUGAGGAGAGAGGUCCUGGAACGAGGAGUAGGUCUGUCCACCCACAGUGACAGCGAGCUGAUCGCCCAGUCCCUUUGCUGCGCCCCCGAGGAUGUGUCCGAGCAUGACGGACCCAACUGGCCGGCCAGAAUCCGCCACUUUAUGACCCUGGCUCCGCUCUCCUACUCCCUGGUGGUGAUGCACAAGGACAAGAUCUACGCGGUGAGGGACUCCUACGGCAACCGGCCCCUGUGCUUGGGAAAGAUCGUGCCUGUGGAUGCAGGACAUGCGAAUAUCGAGGACCAGGUGGCCGAAGGUUGGGUGGUCAGCAGCGAGAGUUGCGGCUUCCUCUCCAUCGGAGCGCGAUACGUCCGGGAGGUGGAGCCGGGCGAGAUUAUAGAGCUCUCUAGGAAUGGCUAUAGAACCGUGGACAUUGUGGAGCGACCGGACUACAAGCGCAUGGCGUUCUGUAUCUUUGAGUACGUUUAUUUCGCCCGCAGCGAUUCCAUGUUCGAGGGUCAGAUGGUGUACUCCGCCCGCCUGCAAUGCGGUCGCCAGUUGGCCAGGGAGUCGCCCCUCGAUGCGGAUCUGGUCAGCUCAGUGCCCGAAUCGGGAACAGCAGCCGCCCAUGGCUACGCCCGAGAGUCCGGCAUGCCGUUCGGGGAGGUCCUCUGCAAGAAUCGCUAUGUGGGCCGCACAUUCAUCCAGCCCUCCAACCGAUUGAGGCAGCUCGGAGUGGCCAAAAAGUUUGGAGCCCUGGCCCAGAAUGUUGAAGGCAAACGCAUCGUGCUGGUGGAUGACUCCAUCGUGAGGGGCAACACCAUUGGGCCGAUCAUCAAGCUCCUGCGGGAUGCGGGCGCCACCGAAGUGCACAUCAGGAUCGCCAGUCCGCCCCUGCAGUAUCCCUGCUACAUGGGCAUCAACAUUCCCACCCGGGAAGAGCUCAUAGCCAACAAACUGAACGCCGAUCAACUGGCGGACCAUGUGGGAGCCGAUAGCCUGGCCUACCUGAGUGUGGAGGGACUGGUGAAGGCCGUCCAGAUGAACAAAAGUCACGUGAAUCCCCUGAAGGCCGGAUACUGUACAGCCUGCCUAACGGGCGAGUAUCCUGGCGGACUGCCGGAAGAGCUCAGCUGGUAGCUUUUAACGCUUCAACUCUCUGGUAGUCUUAACGUAGUUGUAAACUCAAGUGUGUACAUAAAAUAUAUAUUAUUUUCUACAAAAAUGGAUCAGCAAGGGAAUUAUCUGAUGGUUUACUUACUUCUUUGAGUAAUAUUUCUUCUGAACAUUUUUCUUAUAAAA
This is a messenger RNA of Drosophila bipectinata, 2083 nucleotides long. RefSeq names its product Phosphoribosylamidotransferase 2 (gene Prat2). The record is from RefSeq and is a predicted model, not a curated record. Gene Ontology annotation, molecular function: amidophosphoribosyltransferase activity. Gene Ontology annotation, biological process: purine nucleobase biosynthetic process; purine nucleotide biosynthetic process. NCBI's taxonomy places the organism in Eukaryota, Metazoa, Arthropoda, Insecta, Diptera, Drosophilidae.